This is a messenger RNA of Funneliformis geosporum, 1839 nucleotides long. The record is from the annotation of a GenBank genome assembly. NCBI's taxonomy places the organism in Eukaryota, Fungi, Glomeromycota, Glomeromycetes, Glomerales, Glomeraceae.
AUGACUAUUAUCGCCUUCAUUUCCCAAAAAGGAGGAGUAGGAGGAAUUCGCCAAAAGAGUAAAUUCAAAGUAGAAAUUUUUCCUGCUGCCCAACAAGCAUUAAGAGAAGCACCAAAAUAUGACCUAACCAUCAUUGACGGUUCUGCUCGCAUGAAAAUUCAAGAAAAGUAUAACCUAAAAGAAAAAAGGGCUAAAAUAAAAAAAAUAAAUAUUAGCAAUCAAGAUUUAGAAGGCGAAUUAGAUUUGACAGAAUUUAGUCAACUAAAAAAGUUGAAAUGUUAUGGCAAUAAAAUAACGGUUUUAAACAUUAACAAGUGUUCAGAAUUAAAGAAAUUAAAUUGUUCCGACAACCAACUAACUAACCUAGAUCUAAGUAAUUGCCGAAAAAUUAGUGAUCUUAGUUGUGCCAUUAAUCAGUUUACAAAUUUAGAUUUAGAAGAAUGCACACAACUUACCAAAUUAGAGUGUUGUCGAGACCAAUUAAAAAAUAAAGACUUAGAUCUCAACAAGAAUUAUCCUAAAGAUGGUGUCUGUCUAGUAGAAAGUGUUAAUAACUCAAUUGGAAAUAUUCUUCUAUCCGAUUUUAAAACUAAUCUUCAGUGUCCGACUAAUGGAGCAAUAAAUGGUAAAACUAGAGUCGAAAUAACUAAAUUAAGUUUGAAAAAUUUAGAAAAUUCUUUGCAAUUAGUUAAUUUUGCUCAGUUGCAAGAAUUGGAUUGUUCCUCUAACUACCUUACUCAACUAGAAAUAACUAAUUGCCCUCGAUUAGAAAAAAUUAAUUGUGAAAACAAUAAUCUCUUCAAAUUGAAUCUCUGUGGUUGUUCAAAUUUAAAAGAAUUGAGUUGUGGAAGGAAUAAAUUAACUAGCACCAAAUUUCUGCAAUUAGUUCCUAAUCCUAAGAAAUUAGAACGUUUAUUUAUUAAUGGCAAUAAUGAUAAUCUAUUUGCUGAACCAAAACUUUCUUCCCUAUUAAGUUUAAGGUUAAACUUAACUAGUUCAAAACUCCCCUUUCCCAUCCCCCUAGUACCAGACUUAAACUCCCUUUUAAACUCCCUAUUAAGUUUAACCUUAGCACUUGUGAAUUUGAAAGAAAACGUUCCAAACAAUAAGAAACUGAAAGGCGAAUUAAAUUUAGGUGAUUUUGUAAAUCUAGAAGAAUUAAAUUGCUCUGAUAAUAAAUUAACUAAACUAAACAUAAGUAAUUCUCUUAAUCUAAAAGAAUUAGUUUGUAAUGAUAAUAAUUUAGUAGAUAUUCUCUUUCCUGUUGAUUCAGAAAAACUGGUACUAGAAAGAAUAAAUAUUACUAAUAAUAAAGAAUUAGAUUAUGCAACUAUUGAAAAUAGAUUUUUAAAAUCUUUGCCUGUUUUAUCCCAAAUAGUUUAUGAGCCAUUAACUAAGGAACAAAAGAACCGAAAAAUAGAGUUAGAAGAUCAAUUAAAAGUUGCUCAGCAGGAAUUAGUUAUUGAAAAAAACAAAACAAUGUCAUUUUUAAACAUUGAUAUUACUAAUUUAAAGCAACGAACUACGGAGAAAAGAAAAAAAAUGGAGCAAGUUGACAGUUGUCAGAAAAGAAUAGAACGAUUAGAAGUGGCGAUAAAAAAAAUAGAGAUGGGCAAAAUAUUUAAAGUGGUUAAAGUUUCAGAACAUAUUUACAAAGAUAAAGUUUAUCGAAAAGUAGAAGAAUUAAAAGAAAAACUAAACAAUGAUAAUCCUAUCUUGGCUAUUUAUUCUGAUAGUAGUAGUGGUUUUUCCCCUGAUAAAGUUAUAAAAAGAAUUAAAUUACCAAAAGAAGUUAUAGAAGACCCAGAUAAAUAUUUAAAACCCGGUGAUUUAGUUUGA